GUAGAUAGAGAAGGAGGUGAAAGCAAGCAAAGUAAAAGUGCAGGAAUAAACGUGAUCGGUGUGUGAGAUUAUCUAUAGUGAUGAUAAACGACACGGACAGGUAACGGACAGACUGGCAGACCGGAAAUUGCGUCAUGAGGUGACAGGAGUUCUUUUGAAAAGCAGGAGCUCAGACACACACACACACACACACACACGCACACACACGGAGGAGUCUGGCUGUGGACUGUGCACACGGGGGCUGCGUCUAACACACGGAUUAAAGGUUGUGUGUGUGUGCAGGUUGGUGGAGAUGUGGUGGUUUCAGCAGGGGUUGUGUAUCCUGCCAGUGUUACUGGUAGUUUGGACAGCAGCUACAUUUGUUUUUGCUUACAUCACAGCGGUGGAGCUGAGACACGUCGACCCCUUCGUCCCCUACAUCAGUGACACGGGAACGGUUCCUCCUGAGAGGUGUGUGUUUGGGGUCAUGCUCAGCGUCUCGGCAUUUCUGGGCGUUGCCACCAUGUAUGUGCGUUAUAAGCAGGUGGAGGCUCUCACUGAUCAGGGAGAAAAGCAGCUGCUGAAGAUCAACACUGUGGGCCUCGUGCUUGGCUUCAUCAGUUCCUUUGGCAUGUGUGUGGUGGCAAAUUUCCAGAAGACAACGUUGUUUUCGAUGCACCUGGUGGGCGCAGCCCUGACGUUUGGCGUGGGGGCACUCUACAUCCUGACACACACGCUCGUCUCGUACCGCAUGCAGCCACACAUACACACCAAACAAGUGUUCUGGGUUCGACUGAUCAUCUGCCUGUGGACCUUCAGCAGCAUCAUCAGCAUGUUCGUGUCCUCAGUGAUUCUGUACAGCAGCCUGCCGGGAUUAGAGGUGCACAAAAAACUCCACUGGAACCCCGGGGAACCCGGUUACACAGUUCACAUGGUGAGCACGGUGUCUGAAUGGUCUCUGGCUUUCUCCUUCAUCAGCUUCUUCCUCACCUACAUCAGAGACUUUCAGAAGAUCAACCUGAGAGCGGAGGCAGACCUUCAGAGCAGUAAUUUGCAUGACUCCUCCCAUUUUGGUUCAACAUGGAUCCCUGGAGAGACCUCGUCCUUACUGGCUGGAUCCAUCUAAACACACACAUACACACAAAGACCCCGCCUGCCCCCCUCAACAAACCCCCCCCCCCCCCCACACACUACCUUAAAAAUAUAACCAACAAGGAGUAUAAAACUGUCCAAUAGGAGCAGAGUUCAGUUUAGACAACAGCAGUUUCUCAGGAUCAACAUGUCAAACUGUGGCUCUCCCCACGUGGUUCCAUCCCCGUGGUUUGUCUCAUUAGGGCAGCUGUUUUUAAAAACUGUAAAAUAAUUACUAAAAAUCACGAUUCUCAUUUAAUGUCUUUAACCUCUUUCAUUUUAAUCUGGGAAACUUGUGAAGUGCUGAUUUUUAUUUCAAUUCCAGGAUACUAAAUCAGAUCAGUGUUUAAAUCAUGUCGUCUUUAACAGCAGCAGCUUUUUAAAUAUUUACUUGAGGACAAGAAGAGCGUAGGUUUCAGUUUAUACAGUACACACACUCACACACACACUUAGUUUAUACGGUACACAGACAUACAUUCAGUUUAUACAAUGCACACAUAUUUAUAUUUUAUUUUAAACACAUAAAUUUUGAAAAAAAAAUGUCUGCAGUUUAAAAUGUUCCUCCACACACUGUGUUUAAAUCUGCUUUAUACAUCUGUAUUUCUUUCUAAUCUAACAUUUACUUCUGUCCUGAUAAGCAUGUGGUGCUGUAAUCUGAAACGCGCUCCGGCAGAAACGUGUGAAUGUGUAAAAUCUUAAUGUUAAUGAAUGAACUGUGCUCAUGUUUAAAA
This is a messenger RNA of Ictalurus furcatus (blue catfish), 1841 nucleotides long. It is a transcript of the gene dram2b, whose product is annotated as DNA-damage regulated autophagy modulator 2b. The transcript has 9 exons. Gene Ontology annotation, biological process: regulation of autophagy; photoreceptor cell maintenance. Bases 293 to 1105 code for a protein of 270 amino acids. Gene Ontology annotation, cellular component: lysosome. NCBI's taxonomy places the organism in Eukaryota, Metazoa, Chordata, Actinopteri, Siluriformes, Ictaluridae. The record is from RefSeq and is a predicted model, not a curated record.